UGGAUACACAUGCUGAAUUUCAUUUCUGAAAGGUGGAGUAAGAGCCUGGGCACCUGACUCUGGCAUCAGUGCUGAAUGCCUGAAACUGGAUGGUGCUACAGCCUCAGCUUAGGAAGUAAUGCAACAACUUUUCCUAUGAAGAGAGAGUUCAGCAAUGGAAGACUUUGAAGGAGAAAGGCCUAUAUGAGGAUGUGGAUUUAACUGAUAUUAUGAUAUACAAAAUCCCUCCCCACAUGAGGAAAAGAGCCCUCUCAUGGUAAUGUUAGAGGAAUAGCAGUUGGAGACAACCUGCUGCACUCUGCUACUCUGUGAGACAAACAUCAGUAAAGGCAAGCAGCAAGAAAAGAAGGGCUCUUCAUGAGAAAAUGACAGCAAGAGAACACAGUCCCCGCCAUGGUGCCAAAUCCCGCACUGUGCAGAGGGCCUCCACCAUUGAUGUCACCUCUGACAUGGUUGGCCUUUCUCUAACAGGAAACAUUCAGGAUCCAGAUGAGCCGAUUUUAGAGUUCAGUUUAGCUUGCAGUGAGCUGCUAACUCCGUCGCUAGAUCGAAAACCAAAUAGUUUUGUAGCAGUGAGUGUAACUACACCUCCCCAGGCAUUCUGGACGAAGCAUGCACAGACAGAAAUUAUUGAGGGAACGAGUAAUCCUAUCUUUCUAAGCAGCAUUGCCUUUUUCCAAGACUCUCUUAUCAAUCAAAUGACACAAAUCAAACUCUCUGUGUAUGAUGUCAAAGACAGAUCUCAGGGAACAAUGUAUUUGUUGGGUUCUGGGACGUUCACCGUAAAGGAUCUUCUUCAGGAGAAGUACCACAGAUUGCACAUAACACUAAGGUCCUCCUCCAAAAAAAUCUCAACGCAGAGUAUUUGUUGCAGGUCGGCUGAAAGUGACCGUGUAGGUAACAUCACAGUUAUUGGAUGGCAGAUGGAGGAAAAAUCUGACCAAAGGCCUCCAGUCACAAGGUCACCUGAUACAAUUAAUGGAAGGACUGUGUUGCCAGUUGAUGAAAGUUUAACAGAAUCUUUAGGAAUCAGAUCCAAAUAUGCUUCAUUGCGGAAGGAUGCACUGCUGAAAUCUGUGUUUGGUGGUGCCAUUUGCCGAAUGUAUCGUUUCCCAACCACUGAUGGAAACCACUUGAGAAUCUUGGAGCAGAUGGCAGAGAGCAUCCUGUCACUGCACAUCCCCAGACAAUUUGUGAAGCUGCUUCUAGAAGAAGAUGCAGCAAGGGUUUGUGAACUAGAAGAGUUGGGAGAACUGUCUCCUUGUUGGGAAAGCCUUCGUCGACAAAUAGUUACACAGUACCAAACGAUUAUUUUAACUUACCAGGAAAAUCUAACUGACCUGCACCAGUAUAAAGGUCCUUCAUUUAAAGCCAGUAGCUUGAAAGCUGAUAAAAAAUUGGAAUUCGUUCCUACAAAUUUACAUAUACAGAGGAUGAGAGUCCAGGAUGAUGGAGGAUCAGAUCAGAACUAUGACAUAGUCACCAUAGGAGCACCAGCAGCUCAUUGUCAAGGCUUUAAAUCAGGUGGCUUGAGGAAGAAGCUGCAUAAAUUUGAAGAGGCAAAGAAACACAGUUAUGAGGAGUGUUGCACUUCAACAAGUUCCCAGUCUAUAAUAUACAUCCCACAGGACAUCGUUAGAGCAAAGGAAAUUAUUGCACAAAUCAACACCCUGAAAACACAAGUCAGUUACUAUGCAGAAAGGCUCUCAAGAGCUGCCAAGGAUAGAUCAGCUAAUGGCCUUGAAAGAACACUUGCCAUCCUAGCAGAUAAGACCCGGCAACUUGUCACAGUCUGUGACUGCAAGCUGUUGGCAAAUUCAAUACAUGGACUGAACGCUGCAAGGCCAGACUAUAUAGCUUCAAAAGCAUCUCCAACCUCUGGAGAAGGAGAACAAGUGAUGCUAAGGAAUGACCAAGAUACACUUGUGGCCAGAUGGACGGGAAGAAAUAGCCGAUCUUCUCUGCAGGUGGACUGGCAUGAAGAGGAAUGGGAGAAAGUUUGGUUGAACGUCGACAAAAGUCUGGAGUGUAUCAUACAGAGAGUGGACAAACUUCUCCAGAAGGAGCGCUUGCAAAGUGACAGCUGUGAAGAUGUUUUCCAGUGUGACGUCAGCAGUACUAGUAAGAAAGGUAAUCGGGACAGUCGUGCCUACUGGAUAAAUCCAGAAGAUUUAAAUGAGACCUCAUCAUCCUCACCACCUUCAUCAUCCUCACCACCAUCUUCAUCCACACCAUCCUGUGCAUGCCAUUCUCUCAAGACAAAUUGCAGCCCUACUCCGGAAGAAUCUGCCCCAGGUGAAUGGAGCGAAGCUCUUUAUCCCUUGCUGACCACACUCACUGACUGCGUAGCCAUGAUGAGUGACAAGGCAAAGAAAGCCAUGGUCUUUUUAUUAAUGCAGGACAGUGCCCCGACAAUAGGGCUCUGCCUGAGCCUUCAGUAUCGCAGGGAUGUUGUCUUCUGCCAGACUCUGACAGCACUCAUUUGUGGUUUCAUUAUCAAGCUGAGGAACUGCCUGCAUGAUGACGGAUUUCUAAGACAACUCUACACCAUUGGCUUGCUGGCACAGUUUGAGAGCCUGCUGAGCACUUAUGGUGAGGAGUUGGCAAUGCUGGAGGACAUGAGUUUGGGAAUCAUGGACUUGAGGAAUGUAACCUUUAAAGUAACUCAGGCUACAUCAAACACAUCUACUGACAUGCUGCCAGUCAUCACUGGAAAUCGUGAUGGAUUUAAUGUGAGGAUCCCCCUGCCAAGCGCCUUGUUUGAUUUGUUGCCGCGUGAGAUUCAAAGUGGAAUGUUACUGAGGGUUCAGCCUGUUCUUUUCAACGUGGGAAUCAAUGAGCAGCAAACCCUAGCAGAGAAGUUUGGAGACACCUCACUGCAAGAAAUAAUUAACAUGGAAAGCUUAGUGCGGUUGAAUUCAUAUUUUGAGCAGUUCAAGGAAGUUUUGCCUGAUGAUUGUCUACCUCGAUCUCGUAGUCAGACGUGCCUGCCUGAACUGUUAAGAUUUCUGGGACAAAAUGUACAUGCAAGGAAAAACAAGAAUGUUGAUAUCCUUUGGCAAGCUGCUGAGAUAUGCCGCAGACUUAAUGGUGUUCGAUUUACGAGCUGUAAAAGUGCCAAGGAUAGGACUGCCAUGUCGGUCACCCUGGAGCAGUGUUUGAUCCUACAGCAUGAACAUGGAAUGGCUCCACAGGUCUUCACUCAGGCUCUGGAGUGUAUGAGGAGCAUUGGAACACGGGAGAUAGUCACCCAGAAGAACUUGAGUGGCUUGGUGCCCAUCCGAGAUUUCAGACUAGAUCCCAGCCUCCUCUACUCCAUUCCUUUACUAGCUCUCAGCCCCAAUUUACUGAUUGUGUGGCUGUUUCUGAGCAUAGCAUACCUGGUGGCCAGAUUACGUUGCAAGUGAAAAUAGAGUUUAAAAACAAAAAAGAAAAAAAAAACCAACAAAACAAAAAACACAAAAACAAAAAAGUGCUUGAAUGUGUAUUGCCACUUGGUACCUGCUGGACAAAGGAAUGUGUCAUAGCAUUGUCUGCCAAGAAUUAUUAUUAUGCCUUACAAUUUUCCGUUUCUAUUGUACUAAACUGUAAAUAUACAUCAAAUUAUUUUAUCGAAAAGAAUUGUAUUGAAACUUUAAAUUAUUGUUCUGCUUUCAGUGCUUGUAACAUAGUCUGACAUUGGCCCGUUACCUCGUUACUUUACCCGGCCUGGAGAUCUCUUACCAAAUACAGUUUUGUGUUAUUUGUUUCAUGUAUUCCAGAGAAAGGAACUCUGUCUGAAAAAAAUUUGUAUCUUUUUGUAUAUUUAAGGUGUAUGCUAAUCUUGCCUUUCAUUUUUAUGAGGUAUGAAGAGAAAAAUAAAAACAUGGGUGGGGUUUAUAAGAAAUUGUAAGAAAUUUAUUUAAAGAAGUAACAAAUUUAUACCUUAAUUUCAAAGCAUACUAUCCAAAUUACAUUACUGAACAGUUUGUAGAACCAUAGUCUUGUUCCUUUCUCAUGGUUAAAUAUAUUCUAAUAGACUAGAAAACACUCAGAAAACAACUUGCAGUGUGCUGCAUGCAGAAUUAUUUCAUUCUAUUUGUAGAUCUGCAUUUUGCAAUGUAUUAAAGACAUGAGGAGAAUGACUUGUGGUUAGGAAGGGGAUGUGACUGGCAUUAGCCUGCUAAUGAUCCAUUAUCUAUUUUAGGUGCUCUGUUAUAGAACUUACUGUAAAAUAGGGUCAUCCUAGAAGUUAAAGAUAAUGGUCUUUAAUUUUCCGGCAAGAAGAGGGAGGUAUCAGUUAACUCCUUUUGUAGGUGGGUUUCAGGUUUUCCACUCGGCUUUAUUUUAAUUACAUUAGACUAAAUAUUAGUGUUACUUCCAUUUUUAAGCGUUGCACAGCUUUAAUAAAUUAUGAUGCUGAUAGGGACUUAGUGAUAAGUGAGCAAUGGUAAGUUAACAUUUAUUUAAGUGGUGAGACGAAAGUGGCUUCCUAGUUUAGUGAUGGAGAGUAAUUGCAGAUGAAAUUAGAUUGUCAUUUAUAUAUAACGUGAAACUAAGGGAGGCCUGUUUAAACUGAAAGAUUUUGUUGCUGCUGUGGUCUGGCAGAGCUUGUCAAUAGCAAUAGCUGAUAAAAAAACUAACCUCAUUUAAUGUAGUUUGAUAAAUUCAUAAAGAGUUUUACUUCGCUUGGUGCCUGAGAUGACUUUGGGCUUCUGAGGAGAACUAGUACUGUGAUUUGUAUUUUCUACUAUUAUUAACUUGCUCAAAAGAUAUAGGUAGCUUUAGCUUUUAUUAUCAAUUUUAAUGGAAUUGAGAGCUGCUGAGAGAAGUAUGCUGAAAUAAAAAACCAAAAAAGUACAGUUAGAAUAAAAAUCAGAAUUAAAUCCUAAAUUUGGAUUUAAUAAUUCUAACUUAAAAAAAAAAAAGCGUGUGGUUGUAUUUGUGUCUUCAUGAAAUCAGACUGUACAGUACACUAUCUCUUAAUAUUUUUCCUCACUAUUCUUCCAAUUUUGUUUUUAAAAGAAAAAACAAAACAAAACAAAAAAAACCCCACAAAGACUUAUAUGUUUAUAUAUCUAUAUAUAUAAAGCACGUAUCCUAUUUAUUAUUAUCCUAUUUAUGCAAUUAGUUUUGGUACAUCCUUACUGCUGUUAAGGUUUAUCAGGGUGUGGUGGUUUUGGACAUAUCCCUGUGCUGUGCUGAUGCCUGAUACUGCUGUGUCUCCAUACCCAUCAUCUCUUCUUCAUGUUUAGCACUGGUUUGUUUGCUCUGGGUGCCCCAGGCUACCUGUUUACAAAGUGAGCAGUUGUCAGGUUGGACUGUGGCCUUGACCUUGCAAUGUGGAGAGUGUCCUGGGUUCAGCCUAACCAGAUGUGAAAGUAACUUUAGUAGAAUCACAGAAUAUCCUGAGUUGGAAGGGACCCACGAGGAUCAAGGGUCAGUUCCUGGCCUGGCUCAGCCAUCCCCGCAUGUGCCUGAGAGCGUUGUCCAAACACUUCUUGCACUCUGGCAGACUUGGGGCCAUGACCACUUCCCUGGGCAGCCUGUUCCAGUGUCCAGCCACCCUCUGGUAGUAAGGUGGCAGGCAUAUCCACUGAACUCCCUGAGAUUAUUAAUCUGUUUGAAGGUGCUGCUUGUGAUUACCACUAGCGUUGCAGUAAGACCACCUUAAAACCAUUUGGAAUGAAAGCCUAGGCUUUGUGAAAACAAUGUAGGUUUUUUAUUUUCUUCUUGAACUAGGUGGGGACAAGUUUGGGGUUUUUUUCUUUUUGGAGCCUGGUCUGUGCUUUUGUUAAGGCAUCCAGAUUUCAGAUGCAGUAGUGCAUCCUGCUUAUGUGCCUCCAAGAGAAGGAAGAUGGCAUGUGAAAUGUGUGAAAUACAUCUUUGUCACUGCUCCAUGAGGGACACGUGCAAUAACCAGAUGCUGUGAAAUGUGUUAUAAAGAGAAUGAUUCACUUUGGAGUCAAAAUGCUCACCUAGCAUCCCAUAUUUGCCAGUUAAACUUACUGCUUUUAUUAGUACUCCGAAGUAUGACUUGUGCAAACUUCUGAUGUAUCUCUUUGGCUGCAACAGCCAUCGGGGGAGCUUUGAAACACAAACCAGUGCCAGAAAAAUAGUGUCAUCACAGAUGAUCCAUUCUAUAAAAGGCAAGCACAGAAUGUGCUCUGGAGACAAAUUUCAAACUUAGUUAAACUGUUCCUUAAAGCAAAAAGAAAAAAAAAAAUUACUGUAUUUUAUGAAGCCAAACUAGGUGUUACAUACAGAACAGUUACAGCCAGUUCCAUGAACCAAAAUUAGAAGAACGGUGAGGUCUGUAAGAGCACGAGAGCUUUCAAACUGAACCAGAAUCCAAACCCUUCUUUUGAAUCAGAUGAUCUCACCUUACCUGGUAGAUGCUGCAGCCAUCUCCAAGACAGGACUAAUGUGUCAUUUCCACCACAAGAUGCUGUACUGUACACUUUGCCAUGAAGGUCUGGUAUUCAUUGUUUAGGUUCCAGUCCUCAAUCAGGGAAAGACAUUCUCCUGCAAGCCUAAAUUGAUUUAUAAUAUGUGUUUAAAACAUAGUGCUUCCUCUUUGUAUGUCUGUUUUUUGGAUAUAAUCAAAGGAACUCUGAAUUAGAUUUACAAGUGUAAAGAAGCCUUAUAACUGGAGUAGUUUUCUAUUGUAGCACAGAACCUCUUUGUAAUGUGGGGCGGUUGCACCAAAACGUUGGGGGAAAAUUAAAUUCUGCACAGCUUUGUUUCUUUGGGGUGAUGACUGUCAAUGCAGCCAGUCUUUUUUGCACUGCUAUUUCAUGAUUAGGACUUCUUUUUAGACUGUUGGUUUUCAAGUCCAUUUAUGCAUGCAGAGAUAACUGGAAAGUCAUACAUUAUUUUUGUAUCAGCUCUAAUCUUGAAGUAAGUACUUACAAUACUGAUAUACAGGGAACAAUAAAAUUACUUUAAAGCUCUUACAGAGAGAUCAGCAGGUUUUGGUUUUCAGCUUUAUGUGUUAGUAAGUUAGCAGAACUGCUUAUAAGCAAUCCCUUGGGAUCCCUUGUGCAGUGAAUGGCAUGUGAACUCCACAACAGUGUACCUUGAAAUACAUGAAACCGGCACGAAAGAACCUUUUCGGUAGAUGUGCUGCUGCUUUCUAGAAAUGCAAAACUAGCGAUCAGACAUAGCUUGUGUCCAUUCUGUGUGCUUCUUACCAGCAUUGUAUGAUGAGUCAUCUUUUUAAUAUUUGCAGUGGCAAAUUAAUUAAACGCUCAUUAAAUAUAACCGACUUUAUUUUAAUGCUAUAAAAUAACCAGUUCAUUUCA
Messenger RNA from Corvus hawaiiensis (hawaiian crow), 7283 nucleotides. It is a transcript of the gene INPP4A, whose product is annotated as inositol polyphosphate-4-phosphatase type I A. The transcript has 27 exons. NCBI's taxonomy places the organism in Eukaryota, Metazoa, Chordata, Aves, Passeriformes, Corvidae. The coding region runs from base 366 to 3407 and encodes 1013 amino acids. Gene Ontology annotation, molecular function: phosphatidylinositol-3,4-bisphosphate 4-phosphatase activity. The record is from RefSeq and is a predicted model, not a curated record. Gene Ontology annotation, cellular component: cytoplasm.